Nannospalax galili (Upper Galilee mountains blind mole rat) is the source of this 1895-nucleotide messenger RNA. It is a transcript of the gene CUNH3orf70, whose product is annotated as chromosome unknown C3orf70 homolog. The record is from RefSeq and is a predicted model, not a curated record. The transcript is spliced from 2 exons. Lineage: Eukaryota; Metazoa; Chordata; Mammalia; Rodentia; Spalacidae. Bases 214 to 963 code for a protein of 249 amino acids.
GCACAGAGCCGGGAGGCGAGCGGAGAGGAGGGAGCGGCCCGGAGGGGGGUGCGAGCGCCGGGAGGCCGCAGGCCCAACCCCGUCGCUGCGCCCGCCCGGGCGGCUCCUCAGCCAGCCAGGCCGCCUCCUGCCGCUCGGGCCUGAUUCGGACGCCGCCUACCGCAGCCGCCCGGUGCCCGGAGCUCUGGCUUCGGCUCCGCGCCGGGAAAGGAGAUGAGUGCGACCGCGUCGGCGCCCGAGCGGGGAUGGAAGAGCGAGAAAGUGGACGAGGCGCAGGCCCUGGCGCGCAGUUGCGCCGCCCGCAGACCCGACUUCCAGCCGUGCGACGGGCUGUCCAUUUGUGCCACGCACAGCCACGGCAAGUGCUUCAAGCUGCACUGGUGCUGCCACCUGGGAUGGUGUCAUUGCAAAUAUGUGUAUCAGCCUAUGACCCCCGUGGAGCAGCUGCCAAGCACCGAGAUCCCUGCAAGGCCCCGAGAGCCCACCAAUACCAUUCAGAUUUCAGUCUCGCUCACUGAACACUUUUUGAAGUUCGCAUCUGUCUUCCAGCCUCCGCUUCCCCCUGACUCACCAAGGUACUGCAUGAUCUCAGAUCUCUUCAUUGACAACUAUCAGGUGAAAUGUAUUAAUGGGAAAAUGUGCUAUGUGCAGAAGCAACAGGUGCCCCAUCCCCAGAAGCUGAGCCCUGGGGACGUCUCUGCACACGAUGCCUUAAUUUCAGAAGAGAGUGAUACAGCAAAGCUAGAGCACUGCUCUUCCCCCUCAAGUUCUGAGGACUCGGGGAUCAAUGCAAUUGGGGCUCACUAUGUGGAGUCAUGUGACGAGGACACAGAAGAAGGAGCGGAACUAAGUUCUGAAGAAGAUUACAGUCCCGAGAGCAGCUGGGAGCCAGACGAGUGCACCCUUCUCUCCCCGUCGCAGUCCGACCUGGAAGUGAUCGAAACCAUCGAAACCACCGUGUAGUCAGUCACCCUGAGCUUUGGUACUUCGGUUUGAGGAGUCCUUUUCCAAUGUUUUCGGUGUUUUCUAACCCCCAUGACCAAUAGUAGCAGUUUGGCGGUCCGCUGAUUACUGUCACUCUUAAAUUAGUCUUGUAACUAAAACAUUUUCUUACAGUUUUCUUUUAUAUCUUGACUUGCUUUCUAUGUAGCAUCUGGUGUCAUGAAUUGUGACCCAGCCUUAAUUUCACUGAGAACUUGGAGAGUGAUGGGAUCAGAGUGUUGUGGACCAGACGGAGGUGCUCUUCAGAGUGAAGGCGACCAUAUUUACAGCUAGCCAGUCCUUUGUGGAAAAACUGUCUUGGCUUCCUUUAGGCAUGUUCUGCUGGUCACAGAGUUGGAGGGGACAGCUCCCUUCAGGGAAGAGUGUGUGCUAGCAAUGCCGCUCUGCCCUUUCCCCUUCUCCUUACCACCCGCACUGGCUCUGGACUUAAGUGGUCUCAGCACACUUCUAGGAGGUCACUGGAAGCCCCCUUGGGCCCUGUGAGGGCCAGGUCUGCACAGACCUCUGUGUCUUGGGCGGAACCAGAUCUACAUGUGAGAAGAGAUGGACAUCUGUAGUUUCAUGUUUAAUCCAGCUUUGGCUAAGUACCUACAGACAUGCUGCAGAGUGGUAGGGACUCAGAAUGGCUCAUAACCUAACUCCCACCAUGAAGGGGCCCAUAUUCUAGUAAGGGACAUGAACCAUGCAGCGCACAGUACCCAGGAAGCCCUUGGAACCAAGGAAAAGAGAGAUGAACUUGGCCUGAGCUAGCUCAGAGAGUUGCUGCGGUGUUUGAGCUGACCUCAGGUGGCUUUCCCAACAUCUUCCUGGCUUUCUUAAUUGUUCUUCAGGUCUGGGAGAAACAUUUAAGAAGUUAUGAGUAGGUAUUGUAUUUGGGAGGCAGCCACAUCUGA